AUGCUUUCGGCAGCUGCAACGGUGCGGCUCCCAAUGCUGCUGGCAUUGGCCGCCGCCGUCUUGGCCGCGCCUGGGUUGCAAGUGCUCGACGUCAAGCAAGGCACUCUUGCAUCCAGCGACGAGCCGCGAAAGCUACACGGGCGAUUUUUGCACAUUACAGACUUCCACCCCGACCAGUUUUACAAAUUUCAUGCCGACAUUGACAAGAGCUGCCACAGCGGCAAGGGACUUGCCGGCAAGUUUGGCGCCGAGGUCUCCGACUGCGACUCGCCAAUUUCACUCGCCAACCACACCCUCGAUUGGGUCCGCGACAACCUCCGCGACCAGAUUGACUUUGUCAUCUGGACCGGCGACACGGCCCGUCACGACAAUGACGAGAACCACCCCCGUAACUCGGCACAGGUUCUCGGCACCAAUCGCCUGGUUGCCGCCAAGAUGUUGGAGACGUUCUCAACCGACACGCCGCUGGGGCUGAGUCUCCAGCUACCUGUUGUGCCUACCUUUGGCAACAAUGACUUUCUCCCCCACAAUAUCAUGGUCCCCGGUCCCAACCGAUGGUUUGUAGACUAUGCAGAUAUCUGGGGCCCUUUUAUCCCCGAGGAGCAGCGCCAUCAGUUUGAGUACGGUGGGUGGUUCUACACCGAGGUCAUUCCCAACAAGCUCGUUGUUUUCAGCCUCAACACCAUGUUUUUCUUUGACCGAAAUGCCGCCGUCGAUGGCUGUGCACUCAUAUCGGAACCCGGGUAUAAGCACAUGGAAUGGCUGCGUGUCCAGUUUGAACGUCUGCGCGCCAGCGGCAUCAAGGCCAUCCUCAUGGGUCAUGUCCCGCCCGCCCGCACCAACAACAAGCAAAACUGGGACGAAACGUGCUGGCAGCGCUAUACACUAUGGCUUAAACAGUACCGCGAUAUUGUCAUCGGCUCGCUCUUUGGUCAUAUGAACAUUGAUCACUUUGUGCUGCAAGACACCAACGACCUCGACGAGGACAGCAUCCUGGCCAGGGGCGAGUAUAACUUUCGCCAAAGCAUGGAUCUUGGCAACGACAAGGAGGUCGGAAUUUCUGGCAAAACAGACUAUCUCCAGGAUAUUCGCCAGCAGUGGUCCAAGCUGCCCACCUCGGCUGGGCAUGUCACUGACAAGGAUUUUCAAGAUGUCGACGAAGAUGAUGAAGAAGACGAGGACGAUGAGUACGACAUUGAAUCUAUCUUUGGGAAAAAGAAGGGUAAAGGCAAGAAGAAAAAGGGCGACAAGAAAAAGAAGAAGAAGAGGAACCUGAAGAAGAUUGGCGGCAAGUACGCCGAACGAUACCAGAUCUCGAUGAUUGGGCCUAGCGUCAUUCCCAACUACUUUCCCACAAUGCGCGUGUACGAAUACAAUAUUACCGGCAUCGAAGACAACCCCGUCUGGAAAGAUGUCCAUGGCACACCAUCUACCAUGCAAGCAGCCGAGCAGCAGCGGGCUGACGAGCUUGGUUUUGCGCCGCAAGAACUCAGGCGCCGGUCCGAAGACGCGCCGACCAUGACCGAGGCCGAGUUUGAGGCACUGUUUUCUGACCUCUUUGAGGACAAUGACGACGGCGCCGCGCACGACGCCGGCAAGAAGAAGAGGAGAAAGAAGAGAAAGGGUCACAGCCCGCCCUACCUCGUCAUCCCCCCCGGCCCCGACGCCGACGCCCCGCCCGGACCGGCCUACAUGCCGCAGACGCUCUCCUGGGUCGCCUUUACGCAGUACUUUGCAAACCUCACCCUCAUCAACAACGAGGCGGAGCACGGCAAGUCGGGGCACCCAGUCAACCCGAUGCAUUUCGAGGUCGAGUACGACACGCGCGACGACGACUGGUACGGCCUCGCGGACCUGACAGUGCGGGAGAUGCUCAAGCUGGCGCACAGCAUUGGUGGUGGUGGCGGCAACCUCGUCACCGCGGGCGAAGACGUCGCGGACUGGGAGGAUGAAAGCGAGGGCUGUGAGGACGAGGAAGACGCAAGUGGGGGUGAUGCAGACACAUCGGGGAAGAAGAAGAAGGGAAGGAAGGGAAGGAAGGGCGGAAAGAAGAAGAAGAAGGAAAAGAAGAACAAGUUGUGGAUUGAGUUCCUUCGCCGCGCGUUUGUGGGCACCAUGGACGAUGAUGAUCUGGAGGACUUUGCGUAA
Cordyceps militaris CM01 is the source of this 2148-nucleotide messenger RNA. RefSeq names its product endopolyphosphatase. Gene Ontology annotation, cellular component: fungal-type vacuole; membrane. Gene Ontology annotation, biological process: polyphosphate catabolic process. NCBI's taxonomy places the organism in Eukaryota, Fungi, Ascomycota, Sordariomycetes, Hypocreales, Cordycipitaceae. Gene Ontology annotation, molecular function: endopolyphosphatase activity; exopolyphosphatase activity. The transcript is spliced from 2 exons. The record is from RefSeq and is a predicted model, not a curated record. The coding region runs from base 1 to 2148 and encodes 715 amino acids.